Trichoderma citrinoviride is the source of this 1617-nucleotide messenger RNA. RefSeq names its product zincin. Bases 1 to 1617 code for a protein of 538 amino acids. NCBI's taxonomy places the organism in Eukaryota, Fungi, Ascomycota, Sordariomycetes, Hypocreales, Hypocreaceae. The transcript has a single exon. Gene Ontology annotation, cellular component: cell surface; protein complex involved in cell adhesion; phagocytic vesicle. Gene Ontology annotation, biological process: proteolysis; cell-cell adhesion. Gene Ontology annotation, molecular function: polysaccharide binding; metalloendopeptidase activity; N-acetylgalactosamine binding. The record is from RefSeq and is a predicted model, not a curated record.
AUGGCUACCGAACCUAAUGUGGACGACUUCGAAAUGGCAAGUUGCUGGCCCAUGCCUUCAACCGACCUGUCCGACCUGCCAUCCAGCAACCUUACAAACGAUGGGCGCGAUGCCGAGGAAGAUCCAGACGCCAUGUCCUUGGUCGUCAGCAAAGACUGGUUCUGGCCUGUCGGCGCGUGGCUGCAUGUGCGCUUCAUGAACGAGGAGCCCUACCCUCAUCACGAGAAAAUGGUGCAAGACGCGGCGAGGAUCUGGGAAAAGUAUGCAAACAUUCAGUUUGUGUUUGACAAUGCCGACAACGCAGAGAUCAGGAUCCUCUUUGACAGCAAGUUGGAGGGGGGUCGAUCGCUCAUCGGAAGACACAAGCGAAAGGAAACGCCAAAGGAGAAGCCGACAAUGGUGUUGGGCUUGGCCAAGGAUGACGGGCUGUUUCGGAGAACGGCUUUACACGAGCUGGGCCACGCACUGGGCUGCAUCCAUGAGCACUCCAGUCCGGCAGCCGAGAUUAAAUGGAACAGAGAGGAGGUCAUCAAAUGGUUUGCAAAAUCCAAACUGUCAGAGGAAUGGGUCGAAAACAAUGUCUUCAAGCACUACGACAAGAGCCCCUCGUUGCUGACCUCGCACUUUGACCAGCGGUCCAUCAUGGUAUACCGCAUCUGUCCCGGGUGGGCAGAAAACGUCACGUACAUUGACUGGCCCAACGAGCUCUCUGAGACGGACAAGAUGCUCAUCUGGAGGAUCUACCGCCCCAACAUGGCGACGACAGAGUUUGGCAAGUUUGAUACGCAAGAGCAAGGGGGGACGAAGCAGUCUCCGUCGCACUAUGUCAAAAGCAUUCCACUUCAGAACCCACAGGACAAGGCUCUGGACAUUGCUCUUGGGAUUACUGAAUUCGAUCUCGAGUGUAAUGAUGGAGUACGGGAUGUCCAGCUCAGGGCAUACGCGGAUACUGUCGAGACGACGAGCUUCAAUCUCAAUCUCAGUUCCGUGGAAAGCGGUCGUCUGUACGCGGCCGCGGCAAUUUCUCUGGCGACGGAGCAGAACAAUUCCACAAUGCAGACCGGCUCCUACACUACGGCAAAGGAAGACACGCGGGACGGCGUGGAGUACGAGAAGGACGUGAAAUUCAAAGAUCCCUUCAGCAAGAAACCGGAAGUGGUUGUCUGGCUCAAGGGCUUCCACUUCAAACCGGAAGAAUGCUUCAAGAUCCGUGCCACCGCAGACCACGUAACCGAAACCGGAUUCCAGCUGCACGUCGAAACAUGGGACAACGCCGCCCUCCAGAGCGCCGAGGUGUCGUGGAUCGCAUACGAGACGGACCCUCCCGGCAUCCGCUCCGGCAAGGUCGAGCUCCACAACUUUCGGCCGCGGGAGGCGGAUGGCAAGCCGCAUCAUGUCAAAGAGAGGCAUCGAGCCAAAGAGGUGCGUCUGGACCAGUGGCGCCCUCAGGUGGUGUAUGCUGCCGUUUCCAAGUUUGAGUUCGAAAAGGGACAUAACCCGCGGCUAUCCGUCACGACGACGCCGACGAGGCAGUCUUCGUUUGAAGUGGACGCGGUGACGUGGGAGGACAGUGAUUGUCAGGGGGUGGAGGUGUCAUAUCUGGCUGUUUGCAUCUGA